Leguminivora glycinivorella is the source of this 3187-nucleotide messenger RNA. Its product is annotated as synaptic vesicle glycoprotein 2C-like. Gene Ontology annotation, molecular function: transmembrane transporter activity. The transcript is spliced from 11 exons. The coding region runs from base 100 to 1653 and encodes 517 amino acids. Gene Ontology annotation, cellular component: membrane. Lineage: Eukaryota; Metazoa; Arthropoda; Insecta; Lepidoptera; Tortricidae. The record is from RefSeq and is a predicted model, not a curated record. Gene Ontology annotation, biological process: transmembrane transport.
UAUAAGCGCGCGUCUUCUCGCUACCUCAUUGAUAAGGCACCCAGUGGCAGACUCGAUAGGCAGAGGACAAGUAUAAUAACCAGAUAUUAAAUUAUAAAUAUGGACAAGAAAAACAACAACCAGAAAAACCCCGGGCUGGCCACGUCAGUCGAGGAGGCGCUCAGCUACACAGGUUUCGGCAAGUACAACUUCGGUCUCCUCCUGAUAUGCAGCUGGACGCUGCAGGCGAUGGGCAUGGACCUCUUCGGUACUAGCUUUGUAGUAGCUGCCGCCGUUUGUGACCUGGAUCUGGAUAUGCAGAAGAGGGCACUGCUCACCGCCACGCCUUUAGCUGGUGUGGUGGCCGGAGCGCACCUGUGGGGCUACAUAGCGGACACGAAAGGCCGGCGGCUGACGCUCUCCCUGUCAAUGUCCAUAGGCUUCGUGUUCGCUGCCCUCAGCAGUCUGUCUCCGGACUGGAGGAUUAUGAUGGUGCUGAAACUACUGUCUGCUACUUUCACGUCAGCCAGCAACUCAAGCUCAUACACGCUCCUAGGAGAAAGCUGCAGUGCACGUGCGCGCGGGCGAGCCAUGCUGCUCUGCACAUGCGCCUUGAUGUGCUCGCAGGCCGUGGCUGCAGUGUUCGCUUACCCAAUCCUCCCCCUCUCUUUCUCCUAUCCCAUAGAGUUCCUCGGCAUCAGCUUCCGCCCUUGGCGUCUCCUGGCUUUCGCUCUCUCCCUCCCCUGCUUAGCCACGGCCAUCCUUCUCCAGUUCUUCCAUGAGAGCCCUAAAUUCCUGGUGGCCAGCUCGCGGUAUGAAGAAGCUUUGGAAGUGCUCAAGAAGAUCUAUGCUUGCAAUACUGGGAAGAGUGUUGAUGAUUUUCCGGUGAAAAAACUGGUGGAAGAUGAAGAUGACGCGUCGUCAGUGAUUCAGGAGUCCUUCUUCAAAGCUCUGUGGCACCAGACCGUCCAGCUCUUCCGUCCCCCUCUCCUGAAAAACACACUCAAGCUGUUCUACUUGGUCAUCGUUAUUUACAUGACUGGUAGUGGCUUCGUACUGUGGCUUCCGUACAUCAUGAACAACCUAUUCUCAGUAAUGGAGAAUGGUGGCAGUGCCGGCAUGAAUCUGUGCACCGUCAUUCGACAUGGUAGCAAUAGUCUCCUUGUUGCUGAUAAUUCCACGUUAACCGCAGUCUGCAACGACACCGUCCAAGAAACCACCCUGCUCUCAGCCAUGACCUACGGAGCCUUCGCCACCUCUGCCAACCUCCUCCUCUCCUUGACCUGCGAAGCCAGGAAGCGGGUCGCCAUGAUGGGAAUCCUGAUUGUCUCAGCAUCAGCUGCAGUCCUGAUCAACGUGGUGCACGUACCUAUUGCUGGAGGAGUUUUCUUCUUCAUGUUUCUGAUGUGUGCGCUCUCUAUGGGGAUCUUGAGCGUGUAUUUUGUAGAGCUGUAUCCUACUUCAGUGAGGGGUAUGGCAUCAUGCCUAUCAGUGAUGUUGGGCCGUUCCAGCGCGUUCUUUGGAGUCAACGCCAUUGGAGCACUGCUCCAGAUCAGCUGCGAGACUACCUUCUAUGUCUGGGCCGUCUUGUUACUAAGUGCAGUUGUGUUUGCGUGGCUUCUACCAAAAGAUAAGGUCGUGAAAGGAGGCGAUGUGGAACAAACCAAAUUGUAGAGUAAAUAAAUUAAUGAAAUGACAGCUUUAUACAUCAAGAAAGAUAUAGCACACUUUUAUCUUUUAGCACAUGUGUCAGUGAGAAAGAUGUGAGUGAGUCAUAAAAAACUAAAUCGACAACGAUUUUGACAGUCCCUAUGAAAAGGUUUAAUGUCAUAAUUGCAUAGGAGUUUGACGUUUGAAAUACACAAAAACUUACCUGGCAUGACUUUUACUGUGAGGAUGCGGAUCAAUUUUGAAUUGAUUAAAGAAAAAAUGCUCAUAAGAGUUUUGAAUGAUUCACUUGUAUUUUAAUUAGACUUAUAUCGACUGUGGGAUACAGACCGUGAUUACCUUUUUGAUUCUUGUGAUCACUGAACACAAAAACCACGGGAAUCGACAAGGUAAUCACGGUCUAAAUGGGCCAUUUUUUUCAAAGUUGACACUUUUUUUGUAACAUGGGUAUUUUUAAAUCUAUCUUAAAUCCAUCCUGAUAGAAGAAAAAAAAUGUCCCAAGAUUUCCAUACAUUUUACCGCUAUACAAAAUGUAUGAAAAAAUGGUAACGAAAUGGGAAAAAACCUUGGGACGCUUUUUUCUGCUAUUAGGAUUAAAAGAGCUCGCGAUUCUGAGUGGAACCCUCCUAAAAAUUUCCUAAACCUAAAAAAGUGGGGUGGACAACUUUGAAAAAAAUGGCCCAAAUAUAUCCAGGUCAAUAUAAGUCUAAUGAAAAUGCUCAUAGGUACUUAUAUUCUGUAAAACAAGUCUGUCAGUAAAUAAGAACAAAGAAAACUAUAUGCAUCCUUUUCUUUAGGGUGCUAGAGAAAAGGAUACCUAUAGUUUUCUUUGUUCUUAUUUACUGACAGACUUGUUUGACAGAGUAUCGUUGAUGAAGGUAAAAUGUUUUGAAAGCGUGCAACUUUCAUACUCAUAGGUUAAGGAUGUAAGAGAGACAAUAUUUAAUGAUUGAGUCAAUGUGUUCCUUAGUCAGAUACACAUUACUUCGAAUAUCUUAAUUUACAAUAAUGUAAAUCAUGUUCAAUUUCAUUGUCCCGUUAGGUGGUCAAUACUGUUCCUAUAUAGGUAGUUUUAAAAUAUUUACAAUGUAAUGUGUGUACAGGGGGCCGAUUUUUGUGUCUCACGCGUUCGAAUUCAGAAAAUUGUCACUGAAAAUAAUAAGCAAGUCACCGUUUUCAAUCGGUAUUUUAGUGACAAAAUCCCGUAUGCGAGAUUCAAAAAUCGCCCCCCAGAUGUAGUGCGAAAAGAAUUUCCUUCGUGUUUUGACGGAAAUGUACGAACAUGUCAUGCUAUUUCAGUCACUCUCUGUACAAGACGUACUGACAUUAUCUGAACUAGCAUGACAAAUGCAAACGUUUCCGGGAAAAUACGAAAGAGAAGCUUUUCUCAAUACAUCUGUAUGUUCCAUUAUGUUAUAGGUGAACUUAAGAAAGUCACCUGUUGUAUGUGUGAGUGACGUGUUCGAAUAGAGAACACAUAUUUAAAAUUAGUAACACAAACAAAACAAACGCCUAUUCGAACACGUCACUCACACAUACA